GUAAAGCUGUCAAUGGGAACAAGGAGUUACGCGUAAACGUUGCAGAUUACUCAGGAUUAGAGCAGCCCGAGAAAGUUUGGUUCUGUCGUCUUGGCUUUGGUGACAAGAGUAGGAGUGGCUUGGUCCUAAAGCAGCUCGCCAGAUCAGAUUUCACCCAAACCAGCUGUGCGUGUGUAUGUGUGUGAGAGAGAGGGAGCUUUGCCUUUUCUCCAUACUCUCCCUCUCCAUGUUGUAAGCGAGCUCCACAGAUCAAGAAAGAAAAGGGGGAGUGACGAAGAGAGUUCAAGCGGCUUUCUGAAGGAAUUUUCCUUCGAUUAGGCAAGAAGACAGAAAGUCUACUGAGUCCAUAGAACAGCGGCAAGAAUGGAUGAUCAGCCACGGUUGAUGCAUUCCUCUCAUGGGGUGGGCAUGACCGGACACCCCGGCCUGGCGCAACAUAUGCAGGAUGGCACGGGAGGAGCGGACGGCGAGGGAAGAAAACAGGACAUUGGAGACAUAUUACAACAAAUCAUGACCAUAACCGACCAAAGUCUGGACGAAGCACAGGCGAGGAAACAUGCACUGAAUUGUCACAGAAUGAAGCCGGCUCUUUUCAACGUCCUUUGUGAAAUAAAAGAAAAAACAGUACUGAGUAUCCGCGGAGCUCCAGAGGAGGAGCCACCAGAUGCGCAACUCAUGCGUUUGGACAACAUGCUGCUAGCUGAGGGCGUGUCCGGACCUGAGAAAGGGGGUGGGUCUGUUGCGGCUGCAGCUGCAGCUGCUGCUGCGGCGGGCGGGGCCGGGUCUGACAACUCGGCUGAACACUCAGACUACCGGGCCAAACUGACCCAGAUUCGUCAGAUCUACCACACAGAACUGGAGAAGUACGAGCAGGCGUGUAAUGAGUUCACCACCCAUGUGAUGAACCUGCUGCGGGAGCAGUCUCGCACUCGGCCCAUCUCCCCAAAAGAGAUUGAGCGCAUGGUGGGCAUCAUCCAUCGCAAGUUCAGCUCCAUCCAGAUGCAGCUCAAGCAGAGCACCUGCGAGGCCGUCAUGAUCCUGCGCUCACGCUUCCUUGACGCCAGACGAAAAAGGAGAAACUUCAAUAAGCAGGCCACAGAGAUCCUAAACGAAUACUUCUACUCCCACCUCAGCAACCCAUACCCCAGCGAGGAAGCAAAGGAGGAGCUGGCUAAGAAAUGUUCCAUUACAGUCUCACAGGUAUCUAAUUGGUUUGGAAACAAAAGGAUCAGAUACAAGAAAAACAUUGGGAAAUUCCAAGAAGAAGCCAACAUGUAUGCCGCCAGAACCGCAGCUACCGCAACCAGCGUCUCCACCCACGGCAGCCAAGCCAACUCGCCUUCCACACCAAAUUCAGCUGGUUCUGCUGGCUCUUUUAACAUGAAUUCCGGGGACUUGUUCAUGAGUGUGCAGUCUCUGAAUGGGGACUCAUACCAGGGGGCCCAAGUGGGGGCCAACGUUCAGUCACAGGUGGAUACUCUUCGCCAUGUUAUCAGUCAGACAGGCGGAUACAGUGAAAGCCUAGCUGCCAGUCAAAUGUACAGUCCACAGGGCAUUAAUGCGAACGGUGGCUGGCAAGAUGCCCCCACACCCUCCUCAGUGCCCUCACCUACAGAAGGACCUGGGAGUGUCCAUUCUGACACCUCCAACUGAUCAGCAACAUCAUCAUCAUCACAGACCGCUGGAUCUUCAGACUGCUCUCACUAAAGAUCCACUACUGUCCACAGAUUGGGAUUAACAUCCCACACAGUCAUACACAAUCAUACUACACCUACUUACCACCGUGGAACAUUUGGGAUACUUUACAAGAGUUUAGAAAACAAUUCUGAAUAAAUAAAAGAAAAAAGAAAAAAAAAAAGAACCAUGUGUUUGUACAGUUUUCAAGGUGUAUUUUAAGUGGUACAGGAUGACUAACAAACCUGUGACAGUUUCAGUCUUAUGAGGCUUUUGUUAAUGAUGGAACAACCAUUUGUUGUGUGUAAAUUUGAAUGCUUCAUUCUACCUCUCAGCAAAAGAAAAACAGAAAAAUGAAUAUGAAAUGCAAAAGAGUAGUAUUUGUUUUCUAAAAAAAAAAAAAGGAAUCUCUCCUUAUCGGUACGUUCAGUCAUAAUUGCCUCUUUUCUUCGCCUCUUUUGUUCUCUCAUCACUAGUGACAGUGACUUUUUUUUUUCUUUUCUUUUUUUAACCCAGGCUCAUGGAAUUUACAUGAACAUGAUACAAUUUUUGCAAUAAUUGUGUUUGACUGCAGGUUUCCAGUGAAAUAUCCAGCUGGGGGCACCAAAAGCGAGUGAAAUGGUGUCAUAUUCAGAUGCAGUUUUAAGGUGUCUUUUAGAUGUAUUUAUUUUAAACAUACCUCCCUAACCUAAAACUUUUGCCUGAACCUAACCAAUAGUGUUUUAAAAUAUGAAUGAGACAUUUAAAAAAGACAUCCUUACCAAAUCAAUGCCUAAACAUUCCCUAAACUUAGCCAUUAGUGUUUUAAAAUGCAGAAACAAAAUGAUAAAGCACCUUUUUUGAAGCAACCACCUCAUUUGUAUGACUCUAAUGUUCAUGGCUAGACUUGAACUGCAGUACUCUCCAACGUUAGGUGAACUACCACACAAGCUAUCCGUGUUGGAAUAACUGAGUUUGUAAUAAAAGCAUUAAAAUUUAUAGUUUUUUAAAAGGUGUGUUUGAGUAAAAGUGUGUGGAUAUCAUAAAAUAGCAGGGUCUGAGUAACAGAGAGAAAAAUACGUUUUAUAAUGUCACAAUCAGCCAUUUAAGUCAUGAUUUGAGUGAAAGUGAAUAAAACACACAGUUAUUGUAGUGCCUCAAGGGUUACUUUCACCUGGAAACUGCAGGGAAUUGUACCUGGAGACACGUUUAACAGGUUUUGCAAAAAUGUAUAUAGAGUCACGUUUUCACUAUGAGUAUGGGUUGUUUAUUUAUUUAUUAUUAUUAUUAUUAUAAAGGCCCUCAGAUUUUAUUUUAUUUAAAUUUUGCCCAAUAAUAGCAGAUUUUUCUACAUUAAAUUGGAUUUGUGGAGGUUGCCUAUACCAUCUGAAAAUGGAUUACCUCAUCAUGUUUUCCCCACAAACACCAUUACAAAAACUGUUCUUUUAAUUCAUAGUUAAAUGUACACCUUUAUUUUCAGCUGAGAGUGCAAGUCCAAACACAACUCUGUCAUAGAUUUUAUUUGGAGUCAUUUCCUCACUCUGUUUGUUUUUGAGGACACUGUCUGUGAGUCAAUGAAAAUAUAACUGAUUUCGGAAAUGGAGGAAGCAUCAAGUCAUUAUGGUCUAUAAUGACAUUUCCUCCCUGCUUUCACUUCAGAUCACUUUCAAAUGCUCCCUUACUCCCUUAUUCCCCUAAGUAAAGGAAUUUGACAUAAACAGCAAUAUAUUUUGUUUUGUUUACAGUAUACAGGCAGGUACCCUUUACUGCCCCAAGUUAUGAAAAACAAGCACUAAUGCUCUUUAUUGUUUUGAAGAAGUUGAAUUAGCUUUAGUAUGUUCCCUUUUUAAGAUUUUGUUUAAGGUAUUGUUCUUUAUUGUAAACAUCCUCUGUUAAGUUUUGUAAAGACCUUGAAUAUUUCAUCAUAAAGACAUGAGAUAUUGUCUUAUUGUUAUUUUGAAAAUAAUUUAAUGUAAGAGAGCAACUGUGAGUGUACAGUUUUAGAAACAUUACAGCCAAGUGUCGCUGUUAACCAAAAUCCUUUGUGUAAAUGUUGUAAAAGAAGAUGAAAUAUCAUGCUCAUACAUGCUCAGACAUAAUGAGCUUGUCUCAGUUUUCUGUUGCAUUUAAAAGGAAGUUGAAAUUCAUACGCAGGCUUGUAUGUGCCAAAAUGGUAAUGCAUAUGGUUAAGUACAAAUCUCGUCUAAUUUCUUUUGAGCAUUUUGUGUUUCUGAUGCCACCGCUUCAAUUGGUAAAUCAUGACUAAUGAAGCUAUUCCACCUAAUUGAAAAAAAUGACGCUGAAAAAUCCAAUAGUUAACUAAUUUUUGUUGAAAAUAUAUCCCUGUCUGUCAGGGCUCCGGAUAAUGAAGUUUGUUUUGCAGUACAUUGAAUCAGAAUCCAUUUAAAUGGGGAAGUCAUUAAGUUAAUACGAUUUGGACAUUUCGACAGUCACUCUUAGCUGUGUUGAUGCAGGUAACAGUAUGUACAACUGUUCAGUCUGUAUGGACCCGUUGCCCCUGAACCCGGAAAUCCAGCAUGUUGGCUUCUGAAAAAGUUCCAAAAACUGACUGGAAUUGAAGCCAGUGAAUCAUCAUUGCUCCAAUAUUUGUUUCAAAUAAAAACAGUGUCUUAUAUCAUAUGAUAUCCCCUUAAUUUGUACUUUUACAAGUGUUUUACGCAAAAAACAUAUUCAUGAACAGUUGCCAAAAAGGAAGGAGCUGGACCUGUUUAAUGGAUUUCGAGGGGAAAUGUCUUGGAAUGUUCAUUACUAUUCACUAUCAAAACCAAAAAUGUAAAAACUGAAAGCUUAUGUACUGUAUGCAUAAGAAUCUUAAAUAUGCGAUAGAUAUUUAAUUGCCUUUGCAUUUGUUGUAUUAUUUCUUUCUUGAUAUCCUUUUUUGUUUUAUAAUUUGGUUAGCUCUUAUUUUACUAUGACAGUUUAUCUUAUUGUACAAGUAAUUCUGAAACACCAGUUAAUAUAUUAUUAUUAUUAUUAUUUAAUAGUUUGAAGAUAAUCAUGCUCCAUGUGAAAUACAUACAUCAUCUGUUAUUUGAAUAACAUACAUUUAUGACUCAAAAGAACACACUCUAAUUUACUGAUGGUUGCCAUUGUGAAAAUGUAUAUAUUUUGUGAAAUAGACUUGACCGCACUUGUUAUAAAUACAUUAUUAGAUGACACAAUUAUGUACCAUAUGAUGCAUUGAAGUCCAAACAGUUGUUUGGGAUUCCCUACAAUUCCCACCAACUCUGUCUUAAAAUUGACAUGAUUAUCAUCAAUAAAUGUUGUAUUGCUCACUGAACAGUAUUGAUACAUUUCAGUAUGUAUUUUGUGAGAUUCUCUCUUUUGUUGUGGUUGUUUUGUAUAUAUA
This is a messenger RNA of Xyrauchen texanus (razorback sucker), 5023 nucleotides long. Its product is annotated as pre-B-cell leukemia transcription factor 1-like. NCBI's taxonomy places the organism in Eukaryota, Metazoa, Chordata, Actinopteri, Cypriniformes, Catostomidae. Gene Ontology annotation, molecular function: DNA-binding transcription factor activity, RNA polymerase II-specific; RNA polymerase II cis-regulatory region sequence-specific DNA binding. Gene Ontology annotation, cellular component: nucleus. The coding region runs from base 364 to 1653 and encodes 429 amino acids. The record is from RefSeq and is a predicted model, not a curated record. Gene Ontology annotation, biological process: eye development; embryonic organ development; animal organ morphogenesis. The transcript has 9 exons.